CAUAUAGUUCUCUCAAUACCAAUACUUAUUUCCCUUCUCUCAUCUCUCAGCAUCCAUUGUUGAUUCCAUCAUAUAUCUUUUCUUCUCUUUCUCAAAAUAAUUAUCAUAUUUUAUUCUCUCCUUUUCUAUCUUAUGGACUCACACAAACAACUUUUCAUCUUCCUAUGUUAUUCUCUAGUACUUGUACAUCUCUCAGGGCUAGAAGUAGAGGCUAGUCGUCACCUCAAACAUCAUCCUUCAAAAGAGUUGUUCAUUUUUGGAGACUCAUAUGUUGAUGCUGGCAACACUCCAAAAAGCGAUCUUGGUCCAUGGAAAAAACCUUAUGGCAUAACCUUUCCCGGAAAACCUGCCGGAAGAUUCUCCGAUGGGAGAGUUUUAUCUGACUUUAUUGCCAAGUAUCUGGGAUUGAGAUCACCGAUUCCCCACAAAUUCAGGAAUAUUGUACCUAAGAAUUAUUUGAAGUAUGGAAUGAACUUUGCAUAUGGUGGUACAGGUGUAUUUGAUACAUCCAUUUCAGGUCCAAAUCUCACUACUCAAAUCAAUUCCUUCAACCAACUUGUUCAAGAACAUGUUUAUACUCAAUCAGAUAUCACAAAAUCUAUUGCUUAUGUAUCUGUUGCUGGAAAUGAUUACAGUCAUUACUUGGCCACAAAUGGCUCUAUCCAGGGUUUUCCAUCUUUCAUUGCCUCAGUGGUUAAACAAACAACCACCAAUUUGGUUCAACUCCAAAAGUUAGGGUUUAAGAGAAUUGUUGUUGGUGCUUUACAACCCCUUGGUUGUCUUCCUAGCGCGACUGCUCAAACAUCAUUCCGAAGUUGCGACAACACAUCUAGUGACCUUGUAGCUCUCCACAACAAUCUGUUGAACCAGUCUGUGACAAAGUUGAACCAAGACACCAAUGAUCACACUACCUUUGCAAUUCUAGACAUUUUCGACAGUUUCACGUCUGUGUUGAAUAACCCUUCAAGCCAUAACAUCACGGAACGUUUUAAGCCAUGUUGUUUUGGAGUAAGCAGUGAGUAUAAUUGUGGAAGUGUAGAUGAGAAUAAUGUUAAGAAAUAUUUGGUUUGUGAAAAUCCGGAAUCUACUUUCUUUUGGGAUCGGUCGCACCCAACACAAGCAGCUUGGAAUGCUGUGUAUAAUGACUUGAAGACAAAAAGUCUUGGUCAAAUUUUAUACUAG
Molecule: messenger RNA, 1182 nt
Organism: Lathyrus oleraceus (garden pea)
Lineage: Eukaryota; Viridiplantae; Streptophyta; Magnoliopsida; Fabales; Fabaceae
Product: GDSL esterase/lipase At5g03610
Exons: 4
Coding region: 133-1182 (349 amino acids)
Molecular function (GO): hydrolase activity, acting on ester bonds
Source: RefSeq, a predicted model, not a curated record